Caenorhabditis remanei is the source of this 1131-nucleotide messenger RNA. RefSeq lists its product as uncharacterized. Gene Ontology annotation, molecular function: protein tyrosine phosphatase activity. Bases 1 to 1131 code for a protein of 376 amino acids. The transcript is spliced from 7 exons. NCBI's taxonomy places the organism in Eukaryota, Metazoa, Nematoda, Chromadorea, Rhabditida, Rhabditidae. Gene Ontology annotation, biological process: protein dephosphorylation. The record is from RefSeq and is a predicted model, not a curated record.
AUGUGUAUAACAAAAAAAGCGAAGAAAGAGCCAGUAUCGGUUGCUGCGACUCCAACUGCAAGUCCAGGUGUUACUCCGACGGCUGAUCCAUCUGGAAAGAACAAGAAACCGGGGGAUAAGUCUAAAGCUGCCAAAGCAGCCGCGUUCCCGGACACUCCGGCGGCUCCGGUCCCCAAACCACCGGCGAAAGCGAUGAUUGUGGUCAAGCCAUGGGUUCAACGUACUCUGGAUACUGGUGUUGCGAAUCUUGUCGAAGAAUUCCGUGGGUUGGCGAAAUGGACUCCGGAGGGAAUGACGACGGAAGCAUUCAAUGCGAACAAGGAUAAGAAUAGAUACCAAGACGUUCCGUGCCAAGACAAGGGAAGAAUAGUCUUGAAGUUUCCCGGUCUCGCAAGUGACUACAUUCAUGCCAACUACCUUGAAACCGCCCAUAAUCCGAAGAAGUUCAUUUGUGCCCAGGGACCAUUGGAGGGUACUCAACACUCAUUCUGGGCUAUGGUCGUUCAGGAGAAAGUGGAGUGUAUCAUUAUGCUGUGCAAUUGUAUUGAGAUGGGAAAAUUCAAAUGUCAUCAGUAUUGGCCGUUGGAGAAAGAUCAGAAGAUCUCGUUCGGAGAGGCUCCCAAUCAGAUUUUCGUCACGAAACUCGACGAGAAGAAGAUGUCAGCGGAAGAGCAAUGCAUCAAUGUGACAACUCUGAAAAUCGACACGAGUGAUGGAUCUAGAAAGAUUCAGCACUUGCAAUGGGAGAACUGGCCGGAUCGUGGAGUUCCACAGACUAAUCUCACUGCAAUUAACCUUCUCUCCGCCACCCGUGGAAACCAGAAUCCGAUUCUUGUUCACUGCUCUGCUGGAAUCGGUCGUACUGGUACUAUUGUGGCCAUUGCUUAUGUUCAAGACAAGAUGAUGGCUGGGGAAGAUUGUAUGGCGAUGAACGAAUUGCUCAAGGAGUUGAGAUCUCAGCGUCCGUGGUCGAUUCAGAAUGAAUUCCAAUACCUCUAUCUCCAUCGUGUUCUCCUAUCCUAUUUCCUCGAGCGCCACAAGAGUUCGUACGGUGAAUUGUUGUCGGCUGAAAACGCGGCAAAAUACAAGAAAUGGAUUGAGGAUUACGCAAAGAUCACAUCUGGAAAGUAG